This is a messenger RNA of Mauremys mutica (yellowpond turtle), 756 nucleotides long. Its product is annotated as ferritin heavy chain A-like. Gene Ontology annotation, cellular component: cytoplasm. The coding region runs from base 101 to 646 and encodes 181 amino acids. The record is from RefSeq and is a predicted model, not a curated record. Gene Ontology annotation, molecular function: ferric iron binding; ferrous iron binding. The transcript has 4 exons. Gene Ontology annotation, biological process: intracellular iron ion homeostasis; iron ion transport. NCBI's taxonomy places the organism in Eukaryota, Metazoa, Chordata, Testudines, Geoemydidae.
CCUACUCUGAAGAGUAUUAAUGCCAGAUGUGGAAGGUAACCCAGACUCUGGGUUCAGUGGUGUUUAAAUUGUUAGUUUAUACUGAAAUUUAUAUCCAGCUAUGAGUAGUAGUGUAAUGGAGUCCCAGCUGUGUCAAAACUUUCAUCGUGAAUGCAUGGCUGCUAUCAAUCGGAUGGUGAACUUGGAACUGUAUGCUAGCUAUGUAUAUCUCUCUAUGUCCUAUUACUUUGACCGUGAUGAUGUGGCCCUGAGGCACAUGGCCCAGUUCCAGAGGAAGCAGUCCCGCAAGGAAAGGGAACAUGCAGAGAAGUUCCUGAAAUACCAGAACAGACGAGGAGGACGUAUUAUCCUGCAGGACAUAAAGAAGCCAGAGCGGGAUGAGUGGGGGAACGGCCAGGAGGCCCUGGAAUGUGCCUUGCAGCUGGAGAAGACUCUGAACCAGGCCCUGCUGGACCUGCACAAGCUGGCUACAGAGCAGAAUGACCCCCAUCUAUGUGACUUUCUGAAGUCCGACUACCUGGAGGAGCAGGUGAGGGCUAUCAAGCAGCUGGGAGACCACCUCACCAACCUGAAGCGCCUGGAAGUGCCCCAGAAUGGCAUGGGAGAGUACCUGUUUGACAAGCUCACCCUGCGGGAGAGCAGCUGAAUUUCACUCUGAGAUACUGCCUAGCUUGGUGAUGCCUCUGUGCACAGAGAAGAUGAAUUGACUGAAUGCUAAAUACUGUGAAUAAAACAUGGCUUUCAGUUGUAACUUGA